AUGAGAUUAAUAAAAUCAAGCACAAUUUUGAGAUUUGUGAUCAUUAAACAAAUGGAAGAUGUAGAUAAGGCGUAUCAAUAUAAUAAAAGGAAUACUCUAUUCUUAUAUAAUAUAUUUAAUGAGAAUUAAGGACAUUUUGGAUUGUAAAUUACAUUAGUUAUAUUUGACAGCGCUUUGUAUGGUAUUAAAUUUAUACACACGUUAUUCUGUAGGAAGCACAGAGCACAGAUCAAAUCAUUAUUGCUUAUACUAAAGUAAAGAGCUGAAAGAGCAGUCCAGGAUGAUAAAUUAAUUGCAAAGAUAUAAAAGAAACUCUACACUAAAUUGAGAAUUGUCUACAUUUAAUUAUAGGCAUAAAGGUACAAAUACUAACAUUACUAAAUUUUGUUGCUACCAAUUGAGUAUCUUAAUCAUUCAUAUUUCAAUAGGAUGGAUAUUAUGGAUAUGAAUCCCUCUAGGCAUUUAAUUAUUUUUGUUCAAUAAAUUUUGGUAAAUAAAAUGAAAAAAAAGCAACGAUAAGCCAAGGAUUUUUAGAUUAGUUACAUUAUUGAGCUUAAGUUGUGUACGUAAUUUGAACAUCUCAUUUAUGCAGCCUGUGGAUAAUUUUAAUAGCUGCCUCUCUAAUGCAUUCUACUAAAGCCUAAAGCACAAAAAGUAUAAUUUGAGAAAUAUUUAUCUGUAGUCCCAUCUUAAUUAAAACUAAACUUAAAACACUUGA
This is a messenger RNA of Paramecium octaurelia, 718 nucleotides long. The record is from the annotation of a GenBank genome assembly. NCBI's taxonomy places the organism in Eukaryota, Ciliophora, Oligohymenophorea, Peniculida, Parameciidae.